CUCCUCCGCCUCCCCGACAUGGCGUCCCUCGCCAGCGCCGCCCUCGUCUGCAAGAGCUGGGCCCCAGUGGCAUCAUCCCCUGCGAUCUUCCGCAACUUCCUCUCCCUCCGCAGGCCCCCACUCGUCGGCUUUAUCCUCACCGACCACGUGCGCGUUCCCCGGUACUGCCCUGACCUCUGCUUCAUCUCAGCUGGAUCUGGUAACCCCAAUCUGGCCACCGCCGUCGCUGACGGCGAUUUCUUCUUCGAAGACAUCCCCGACAUCGAUUCAGAUGACGAGGAGGAAUACUACCACGAUGAGUGGCGCCUCCGUGGCUGCGACGGCGGCCGCCUCCUCCUGUCACGCGGCUGGAACUCGGUUGAUCUCGCCGUCUAUGAUCCCCUCGAGCGGACCGCCGUCUUCUUCCGCGGGCCUAACGCCUGGCGCCAUUCGUUCCACAUGGUACGUUACGCCAUCUUGGCGAGCGAGACCGACUCCUCCUUCAGGGUAAUCGGCUUCCAGCAAUGGGGUGAUGCAUUUUCCGCGGUCUUCUCCUCCGACAGCCGCAAAUGGGUCAUGAUUGACUCAGAUGCGGAUCAUCGUGUAGGGGAUGAUUUUUAUCAUAUCAUGAGCGAUGGCAUGUCCGCGGGCCGGUUCGUGUACUGGCGGUCGGACACCAAGAAGGUAAAGUACUACAAGACCGAAGAGAAGAUCAUGGUGCUGGACACUGAAACAAUGGUGUGGUCGGUCAUCAAACCGUCGUUCCCUCCUGGUGAAUCCUACUGCAUCGCGGACAUGGCGGAGCACGGUGGCCUCUGCAUCGUGUCCAGCAAGGAGCAAUGCGUGCAGCUCUGGGUCCGUAACAGCAACAAUGAGUGGAUGCUCAAGAAGGAGGUAUUGUUGCUGAAUAAGUUUGGGUGCUUGAAGAAACUUCGCCGUGAUGAGUGGAUGAAGAGGGUGCGUAUCCUGGCAGUGAAGGCUGGUUAUGUCUACAUGGAGUUUUGGUCCAUAAGGAAGCCUCAUUCCUAUCUUCUUGUGCUCAAUCUGAACACCACCAAGCUGAAAAUCAUUCGCAACCAGUCGACCAAGCCUUACAGGGGUUCUGCCUUUCCGUUCUUCAUGAGGUUCGCACCUCUGCCUGCUACAGAUGAUGACAAGAAACUUUGAGGUGCUUGAUAGUCAUGCAAUGGUAUAGGUCAAGUUGUUACUUUUCGCUUUGAUGAGAGGAUGCUGAGUUAAUUGGAGCAUGAAGUCAUUCCAGUUUCCAGAUAUUACUUUGAAGUGUAUUGCCAUCUGAGUUUUGACAUGGAGAUGUAGGCAUGCCAAUACGGCCUUUUGUGACAAUUUAUGCCUCAUUCUGGACCUAGUCUUUUCUGGUUAUGGUACCCAUUCCGUUUUAGUUUAAAUCAAACUGUCCACGUCAACUGAGAUGAUUAUUUCAGCUGUCUAAUCUUGAUGCUUAAAUUAAAUGUGUGGGAUUACUGAGAUUCUUA
Lolium rigidum is the source of this 1472-nucleotide messenger RNA. RefSeq lists its product as uncharacterized. NCBI's taxonomy places the organism in Eukaryota, Viridiplantae, Streptophyta, Magnoliopsida, Poales, Poaceae. The transcript is spliced from 2 exons. Gene Ontology annotation, molecular function: protein binding. The coding region runs from base 19 to 1146 and encodes 375 amino acids. The record is from RefSeq and is a predicted model, not a curated record.